Ylistrum balloti is the source of this 2145-nucleotide messenger RNA. Its product is annotated as pro-neuregulin-2, membrane-bound isoform-like. The record is from RefSeq and is a predicted model, not a curated record. Bases 1 to 2145 code for a protein of 714 amino acids. NCBI's taxonomy places the organism in Eukaryota, Metazoa, Mollusca, Bivalvia, Pectinida, Pectinidae. The transcript is spliced from 9 exons. Gene Ontology annotation, molecular function: signaling receptor binding. Gene Ontology annotation, biological process: nervous system development; intracellular signal transduction; animal organ development.
AUGAAGUUAUUUCGACUUCGGUUCAUUAUUUUGGGACUUUUAUUGUGUGUGUUCCACGUGUGGUGUAGAACUUGUGGUACGGAUCUCACUGACCCUGCGUCUAGUGCUUACCUGGCGGAGGUGGUGGUGGAGGGACGGGUAGCACAGACCCUACCCCCGGAUCACACAGGCCAAUUUAAUGUUACUAUUAGGAUAAGGAGUGUAUAUAAAGGUGUGCCUUCUAGUAAAAGAGGGAAACUAAUGACGGUAGGAAAAUUUGGGCAAGAAAGUGACCAUGAAAAUUGUAUUUAUACCAAUAUUCGACGGGGGCCUACCCGUUACGUGUUUUUUCUUAAGGAAACGGAACAAAAUUACUAUACUCUAACAGCAUUCCCUGUGAAAUUUAGCAAGAAAAUUGGACGACAGAUUCGGAAAAUUUUAUGUAAAAAAGGAUCAUGUGGUAAACCACCAACUCUUCGAAAAAUUAAAGUACGCAAAUAUAAAACAGGAAGGCCAAUAUUAUUACGAUGUCGAAUAAGAUCAUCAAAGCCUGAUGCUGCGUUUACAUGGUUCAAAGACGGACAGGAGAUACGGUCCCGGCGAGUCCGAAUAAAGUCAUCAAAAAGAGGAUCAAGAUUAAAGAUCAAUAAAGCUAACAGUGGUGAUGGCGGAACGUACACCUGUAAAGCUACCAAUGUUCUGGGUUCUACUGAAGCACUUGCUAAAGUUACAGUUUUGCCGCCAAAAUCAAAACCUCCAAGAAAGACAACAAGAAGACCAACAACUGAUGUGGUAAGCCAUCCGCCAGCUUAUGUACCAUGUGGACCAGAGAAGGCUGGCUACUGUCUCAACGCCGGAGAGUGUCGUGUCAUAGUAUCCAUGAACGUCACCAAGUGCCACUGCAGAGAUUCCUAUCGUGGCGCGCGGUGUGAAGAGCGCAUCCAACAACUGUCGGAUCUGCCUGAUCUGCCCAGUGUACAGAGAGACCCUGAGGCACAUGAGAAGGACCGGACCAUAACCAUUAUAGGAAUUGUGAUUGGCAUAUUGAUUUUUGUAUGCAUUUGUAUUGCUUCCUACUUCCUGGCUAAGAAGCGGAGAGAACAGUUUCUUCAACGCCAGGAAGAAAAGAAGCGCAAAAACAGCAAGUUAGAUAGUCAGGUAUACAUUCCCCCUAGUUACCGCCUCCUUAACUCGAUGGACGAUGUAGAUGGAGGAACCGCACCCAAGAUCAAAACCCUGCCACCAGCUCUGACAGAACACAUACAUAAGGAAACUCAAACAGAUGAGACAAGCUUCAUGCCUGUCAACCCUAACACUAACAUGAGGAUCUACAGUAAUCCACUCAACAGACUCCCACAACAUAACUCCCCCUCCCAGGCAAACUCACGUAACCGACUCUCAGCAGUGUCUGUAGGUGGGAAACAUCCUAACAACCGUGCCUCCACAGGUCCUGGGAAUCCUAAUUCACCCCGGUCAUCUCGCAGUCAGAGUAUCCCACAGGAUGCCAAACCUGGAACAUCCAAAGAGGCCAAACCCAAGGACAAAUUUGACCCUCCUCCCCCAUAUAAUGGAUGUUCACCUACUGCUAUACCAGUGUUACGCAUGGACUCUGUCGGCGGGGCCAGUAGUGAGGAAGAGGACCCUCAAAAUACAGAAGCUUUGAUCCCACUUCAUAUCAGUGAGGGUGAGGAUGAUCGUUCAUUAAAUAGCCCUAUCUAUGGGAGUACUCCUUUUCCCCAUGAGAAAAAGCUCUUCAACAGUCAUGGAAAGGCUGCCUCUUCUCGACAGAUGGAUACCAAGGCUGAGAUACCUAUUUAUGUCAAUGCCAAUGGUGUUGGGUCACAGUCCUCCCUGACCUCUAGUGAUUCUUCAACAACUGGUAGUGCUGACAGUGAGGUUAGCGCUGUUUAUAAUUAUCCCAUAUAUAAUUCCCAAACCAAAGACUAUCCCGACAGCAUUUCCUGGAAUGAACGAGGCUCCCCAGAGCAUGUCAUUGCUGACAAGGAUUGCCCAAUACUGCCUGGUAAAAAGCCACAAAUAGACUAUGUAGAUAAAUCAUACCUGCCUCCCAAAAAGUUGCCAAGGGCUGGCUAUCAUGAUAUGCAUCUAGAUAAAAAGAAUAAGAUGCGCAAUGUGGUUGUUAGUGAGCCGUCUGUGCCAGUCUGA